Scylla paramamosain (green mud crab) is the source of this 2298-nucleotide messenger RNA. Its product is annotated as GTP-binding protein 10 homolog. NCBI's taxonomy places the organism in Eukaryota, Metazoa, Arthropoda, Malacostraca, Decapoda, Portunidae. Gene Ontology annotation, cellular component: mitochondrion. Bases 1116 to 2231 code for a protein of 371 amino acids. The record is from RefSeq and is a predicted model, not a curated record. The transcript has 10 exons. Gene Ontology annotation, molecular function: magnesium ion binding; GTPase activity; GTP binding.
AGGGAAAUACUGGGAGGGCUAAACAUAUUAUAUAGAUAGUGAAAGAGAGGUUUUAUUAUAGUUUAAGCCAUUACACACUACGUGGUAAUAACCUACCUCAUUUUGUUCUUCUCACUAUUCACAUCAUUUCUAAUGAUUACACUACUUGUCGGAAAUUAAUAAUAACGCCACAAUAGGCCUGGGAAUGCACAGCGCUCUCAACUUUUUCUAAGUCCACAGGUAAACAUAAAUGGUGUAUUGUUGGCUGAACUUCAGUUGUUUAAUGCUUUGAAUUGUGGCUAGCUGCUGGAUAGGAUCACUGUGUCUAUAAUUCCUCGGGCCAAUCACGUGCUACCACCACUUAACACCACGAGUUGCACCAAUAGGAAAUCUCUAUAAGUACCCAUAAGCUGCGCGGGCAGGUUAGGUUAGGUUAGGUUAGGUUCCCCACAGGCCCCAAGCUUGCUUGAGGGAUUGGGGGGCCGUGGGUAGAGAUUGGGGACAUUGGCUUAAACAAUAAAUUUACCGAAAGAGAAGACGCAAGAAACACAGUAAUGAAGAGAAACAUGAAGGAAGCGCCGCUGAAUGAACUAAUCUUCCCGACAAGAAGCUGAACUUGAGAGAAGCAAGGACUGGAUGGCCUGAGAGGUGGUACAAGGCGAAACUGGUCACAAGAAAGAGGAUUGUGUCUUUUCCAUCUAUAAGGACAUAAGGACGGAAGGGAAGCUGUGAGAGCAUUCAAGAGCAAGGGAGUGAGGAGAAAAGCUUAGUCCAGUCUGCUGUCUAUGCAUCAAGCCUGAGCUGGUCUGCUCCCAUGAUGCAGUGUGUGGCAGUGUUAGCAGACACAGCUCUUGUCUGCACCUCAUCCUCUUAAAUAUAUCAGUUUAGCAGCACCACAGGACGGGAAAUCCCCAGAAAGGACAAUACCCAAAUGCUGAGGAUAAAAGGGUCAGACCAUAGGUGAGGCUGUCCGAGUGUUGGAGUGGAGUGGUGUUUGUACGCUGGUGUCAAAAGCAGGUCUUCUGUGAAGGAAGAGAGAGUGGCUGCUCAGACUGGAGGCCAAGACACCUUCACGUGUCUGGCCUCACCACAAGUCCCUAGAACAUCAUGUCAGGUGGUGUGAGCACUGGGACAAGAUGAAGAGAGUACGCAGCAAGUUUGUGGAUGUUUUGCGGCUGCAUGUGCGGGGUGGAGCGGGGGGCAUGGGCCUGCCGCGCCUUGGGGGAGUGGGAGGCGCAGGGGGUGACGUGUAUGUGGAGGGGAAGGAAGGCCACAGUCUGCUGAAGCUGCGCAAGGCUCGGCCAGACCAGCGGUGGGCUGGGGCAGCUGGCAUGGACAGUCGCAAGUAUCGCAUCUGUGGGGAGGCUGGCGCUGAGCUGACCAUUCCUGUCCCUACUGGCACCACCGUCUGGCUCGAGCAGCACCAGAAAUUGCUGGGUGAGAUAAACUGUGCAGGGGACAAGGUGUUGGUGGCUCGAGGUGGGCAGGGCGGCAACCCCAGCAACCAGUACAAUGGGCAGAAGGGACAGGGACACAUUGUGAAGCUGGAACUGAAGCUGUUGGCCGAUGUGGGUCUGGUGGGCUUCCCUAAUGCUGGCAAGUCCACACUGCUGCGGGCCAUCUCCAGGGCCAGACCCAAGGUGGCCAGCUACCCCUUCACGACGCUGCAACCGACCCUGGGUGUGGUGGAGUACAGUGACAUGCGGCGGCUGACCAUCGCUGACCUGCCAGGACUCAUCGAGGGUGCCUGGGCCAACGUGGGGAUGGGGCACCGCUUCCUGCGCCACGUGGAGCGGACACACUUCCUCCUCUUUGUGGUGGACAUCAACGGCUUCCGGCUGUCACCCAAACACCCAUACCGCUCACCCACCGAGAAUGUCAUGCUGCUCAACAGGGAGUUGGAGCUGUAUUCACCUGACCUGCUGAGUAAGCCAGCACUCCUUAUGGUGAAUAAGAUGGACUCCCCCAAUGCUGAGUCUCGCCUGCAGGAACUCCUUCACAACCUUAAGAGGAUGGAGGAGGUGAGCCAGCAAUUCCCUGAGGAGUUCCGGCCAGAGCAACACGUGUCCUUUGAUGACAUCAUCCCCUGUUCUGCCAAGACCAACCAGGCGUCUGUGCUCCACCUUAAGGAGCGGCUACGCAUGUUCCUGGACCUGUACCAAGAUCUGAAGGACCAGCAGACAGCAAAGGAAGGGAAGGCCCUUCAGAGGAUCCAUGGCCUGCUUCAGGAGGGUCCCCUGCGCCUGGUGUGAGCAGGAGGGGCUGUCAUGGCAUAUGAACUGUAAAUGUGUACAGAUAAAGUGUGUCAUUUUAAACCAG